Molecule: messenger RNA, 1314 nt
Organism: Pseudo-nitzschia multistriata
Lineage: Eukaryota; Bacillariophyta; Bacillariophyceae; Bacillariales; Bacillariaceae
Source: the annotation of a GenBank genome assembly
CGUCRAUGCCGAAACGAAUAAAUCUAACAAUCAAAGACGAGCAAUACCCAUAGUGCGAUCCAAAAAGAAAAAUAUAACCAUGCCAGGAACCAUUAUUUCGUGGAAAAUUUGGCUACCCAUACUCGUAGCGAUGAUGCUGACAAACGAUAGACUGUUUGUUGAGGUGCAGGGUUUCACAUCGUCUCCCCCUGCCGUUUCCCAUUUUCUCUCCGAAACGAUCACAACUGCUAACGGUGACAGUGCCCUCUUCGCCGCGAAAAAGAAAAAGAAAAAAGGAAGYGCAAACAACAAGAAAAGCGGAGGGGUUUCGUUUGGGGGCUUCGGUGGGGCGGCAAUGGAGCAAUGUCCGUGCGGAUCGGGGGAAACCUACUCGAAUUGUUGUUCCAAGGUGCAUAAGAACGUUCAAAAUUUUAGAAAAGCAACGGCCGAACAAAUCGUUCGGGCAAGAUACUCGGCUUACGCUAGAAAGCUACCCGAAUUCUUGAUGAUGUCCACGCAUCCGAACAACAAAGCCUUCAAUCCCGAUUUGAGAAAGUGGAAGGAAGACAUCAAGUGAGUGACAUGAAACGAAACGAUAGUUAUCGACGAACGGUUGGAUCCACGAAUGAGUUCAAACGAAACUUCAUCCUUGCYACCGAUACCGCAUUAUUGCCCAUGAUCUGCGAUGAAGUCAACGCAAACAAUUUCUGGUGGAAACAGUCUGAUUCAUGUAGCAUUUGUUCCUUCCCUUUUCCGUAUUUACAUUUAGGCUGAACAUGUACGACAAUUUCGACCUAGAAAAAUGUGUCAUAGUAGAAGAACACUACGACRACACUAACGACGAAGACACUGAAGUUGAAACUGCUAGUGUGAAAUUUAUUGCCGAAAUGGUGUUGAGAGAAACGGGUGAAAAAACAUCCUUUAUGGAAACAUCGGCAUUCGAAAAGGCGCAGAAUUCUGGAGCUUGGCUUUACCUUUCUGGAGACAUCGAAGCAGCACCAGGUACCGAAGAAAGCAGUGACGAAAGUGAAGGCGAGGAUCUAUCCGUUGAAGAAAAGCUUGCGAGCCAGCUUUAGAGAGGAUCGAAGAAUGUAUGUCUGUGUGUUUCAUACCAUUGGUUUGUGAGUGCGUCAGCUACAGAGAUUGCUAGCUAGCAACCAAGAUUGUCAGAACUCACAAACUUUUCCAAACAAGWGGUAAUGAUAUGCACUACUUUCGUCACCCAAUCAAACAACCUUGGUUGAGACAGAUGAUAUCUGGUGCGGGUGUUUCACCAAUGCAACACUAGGGACUGGCCAGGAAAAUCCUCAAAGCAAAUAAUGAUACAUAAUCUGC